AUGAACACAAUAUUUUCUAUGCGACUUUCGUUGAUUAAUUCAAAACGUAAAACUCCACUUCUCACUCAUUUGCCAAAACAGCCUAUGAGUAGAAACACAAUUAAUGUACAAUCCAAUUUUAUUCGCGGCUACAGGAAUUUUAUCCUCACAGAAACCAAAAUUACGCUGCAGAGUCAGACUAGUAUUUCUCUAAUGAGCACAUCAAGACGUCUGGUGCAACUCCUGGACACAAUGCGACUGCUUCUCAUCAUUAUAACCCUCGCUGCGAUUCUUAACAGCGGUGUCCAUGGAAGAUCUCCAUCAAAAAUCGUCAAAGGAAAACGAGUUGACAUCUCUGAAGCACCAUUCGCUGUUAUGAUUCGCAAUUAUCUAUCCGGUGACGGGAAAAAUGGGCACAUAUGUGGGGGAAGUAUCAUCAGCAAUAGGCACAUCCUUACGGCAGCCCAUUGCCUCAGGUACAACGAAUCGGAUCCUAAUGACGUGAACCACCCCAGUUUCCUGAUUGUUGUGGCAGGUCAAAACUCCUAUCGCUCCCCUACGAGAAGCUACAAGAUCGAGGAAAUUUACAUUCACCCGAAGAAUAACGGCAGUUUUCACGAUGCCGCCCAAGACAACGCAGACCUUGCGGUUAUCAAGCUCACGGAGGAAAUUUUGUUCAAUGCAAAACGAGGAAAAAUCGAUCUGGCCCGAUAUCCCCCCCAGUCUCACGCGGAAGGGAUUGUUUUCGGAUGGGGACUAACUUCUUUCAGUAAAAAAUAUAUUUCUCGAACAUUGCAAGGAUUGACUGUGGAAGUUUUCGAUAUCGAAGGUUGUAUGUUGGCUCUCCCACAUCUUCCGUAUACUCUGGAUGAAAUGUGCGUUCUCGCAACUACUCCUGGUGCUGAUUUCUGUGACGGUGACAGUGGUGGGCCGUUCGUUAUUAAUGACAAACUCGUUGGGGUCGUUUCUCACGGAACUCAAUCUUGUGACGGCUCAUCUCCUGGGGCUGUAUCUAGUGUCGCUUAUCACAGAUUAUGGAUUGAGGAUGCUGUCAAUGGCAAAGUGAAAGCAGUCGAAUAUUCUGCACUUCGGACCGCGGGGAAUAAUUAUGUCGUCCCACCUUCGCAGAUGAACUCUGACGAGAGCGAGCUCGUGAAGAAACGAGAUUACGCUAUGCAUAAUAAGACAUAA
Messenger RNA from Diachasmimorpha longicaudata, 1170 nucleotides. RefSeq names its product trypsin epsilon-like. The transcript has 9 exons. The record is from RefSeq and is a predicted model, not a curated record. Gene Ontology annotation, biological process: proteolysis. Gene Ontology annotation, molecular function: serine-type endopeptidase activity. NCBI's taxonomy places the organism in Eukaryota, Metazoa, Arthropoda, Insecta, Hymenoptera, Braconidae. The coding region runs from base 1 to 1170 and encodes 389 amino acids.